Quercus robur (English oak) is the source of this 810-nucleotide messenger RNA. RefSeq lists its product as uncharacterized. The coding region runs from base 1 to 810 and encodes 269 amino acids. The record is from RefSeq and is a predicted model, not a curated record. The transcript has 2 exons. NCBI's taxonomy places the organism in Eukaryota, Viridiplantae, Streptophyta, Magnoliopsida, Fagales, Fagaceae.
AUGAAGAGUGGAAUUCCAAGUGUGAUUGUCAAGUUGGAUAUUGAGAAGGCUUAUGAUCAUAUGAAUUGGGAUGCUUUGUUUUAUCUCAUGGAGAGGAUGGGUUUUGGAGAGAAGUGGAGGAGGUGGAUGAAGUUUUGUGUUUCUACAGUCCGAUUUUCAGUUCUUCUUAAUGGCUCUCCAGUGGGUUUUUUUGGUAUUACUUGGGGCCUUCGCCAAGGGGACUCUUUGUCUCUCCUCUUUGUUUCCUAUUGGGAACAACUUUUAUAUAUUCGGACAGUGAUGAUUUUCUUUGAGACUAUCACAGGCUUGAAAGUUAAUAUUGGUAAGAGUGAGAUUGUUCCAAUGGGGGUGGUAGGGGGUUUGGAUACUCUGGCUGGUGUCUUAGGCUGCAAUGUUGGUAGGCUGCCCAUGAUUUACUUAGGUAUGCCUUUUGGAGCUUAUUUUAAGGAUCCAUCAAUUUGGAAUCCUAUUAUAGAAAAAAUGGAGAAGAAGGUUUUUGGUUGGAAACGUUUAUAUUUGUCGAAAGGGGGUAGAUUAACUUUAUUGAAAAGUACCCUUUCAAGCCUUUCCACCUAUUUCUUAUCCCUGUUUAUUAUCCCUCCGGUUGUGGCGGAUAGAUUAGAAAGGAUUCAGAGAAAUUUCCUAUGGGGGAGUUUUGAGGAAUCUUUCAAAUAUCCACUUGUUGCUUGGAAUAAAGUGUGUUGGCCAGUUGAAGCAAGAGGUUUGGGGAUAAGGAGGUUUGGUUUGUUUAAUCAAGCCCUGCUUGGAAAAUGGUUAUGGCGUUUUGGAAGUGAAACCAAUAAUUUAUGA